AUGGCCAACCUCACUGCCACUAUAAACCCAAGUAAUAUCUCGUGGCACCAAGAGGCCGUCUCUCUCUCCCACGUCUCCUUGCAAGUCCAGGAAGUCUACCCCUUCCACGACGGCUGGAACGUGGCGUGCUUCGUCAUCCUCCUGCUCUUCAUCCUCACUGUCCUGUCUCUGGCUGCCCUGGCCGUGCUCUACGAGCUACUUGACUGUGGGUGCUGCGCCAAAGAGAAGACACAUCACCAGCUACAGGAGGAGGGGCCGGGGAGCUGCAGCAGGCUCAUGACCAGCAUUUGCAAGGAGCCAGAAUCGCACACUGAGGUGGUGUAA
This is a messenger RNA of Limanda limanda (common dab), 324 nucleotides long. RefSeq names its product small integral membrane protein 18 (gene smim18). Bases 1 to 324 code for a protein of 107 amino acids. NCBI's taxonomy places the organism in Eukaryota, Metazoa, Chordata, Actinopteri, Pleuronectiformes, Pleuronectidae. The transcript has a single exon. The record is from RefSeq and is a predicted model, not a curated record.